This is a messenger RNA of Notolabrus celidotus (New Zealand spotty), 3443 nucleotides long. RefSeq names its product multiple C2 domains, transmembrane 1a (gene mctp1a). The transcript has 23 exons. Gene Ontology annotation, molecular function: calcium ion binding. The record is from RefSeq and is a predicted model, not a curated record. Gene Ontology annotation, biological process: regulation of neurotransmitter secretion. Gene Ontology annotation, cellular component: synaptic vesicle membrane. The coding region runs from base 31 to 2313 and encodes 760 amino acids. Lineage: Eukaryota; Metazoa; Chordata; Actinopteri; Labriformes; Labridae.
CCUUUUUCGUUUGCCACUUUGCGGAGCUUCAUGCUUCCUCAGCCAAACUCUUCUAUUUGUUUCACUCUGACUGAAUUUGGCAUCAACAUAGUGGGGCCCAGUAAUGCAGAGCCACCACCUCGACCUCCUAGUCCAGCCAUGUACCAGCUGGAUAUCAUCCUAAAGAAAGGGAACAACCUUGCCAUCCGAGACAGAACAGGAACCAGUGACCCAUAUGUAAAGUUUAAGAUUGCAGGGAAAGAGGUGUUUAGGAGCAAGACCAUUCAUAAGAACCUCAACCCGGUGUGGGACGAGAGAGUCAGCCUUCUGGUGGAAUCCCUGAGGGACCCGCUGUAUGUGAAGGUUUUUGACUAUGACUUUGGACUUCAGGAUGAUUUCAUGGGCUCGGCAUACCUCCAUCUGGAGUCACUGGAGCAUCAGAGGACCCUGGAUGUUACACUGGACCUAAAGGACCCUCAGUACCCUGAACACAACCUGGGCACCCUGGACCUUGCUGUCACGCUGUCACCAAAGGAGGACAUAAGGGAUGCUACCAUGCUUUUGAGAAGGAACUGGAAACGAUCUAGUAAGUAUCAGAGUAUGCGUCUGUCAGAUGUGCACAGAAAAGCCCAGCUGUGGCGAGGGAUAGUCAGCAUCAGUCUGAUAGAAGGUCGUAACCUCCAGCCAAUGGACAACAAUGGCCUCAGCGACCCUUACGCCAAAUUCAGGAUGGGCCACCAGAAGUACAAGAGCAAGACUAUUCCCAAAACGCUGAACCCGCAGUGGAGAGAGCAGUUUGACUUCCACCUGUAUGAAGAGCAGGGGGGCUACGUGGACAUCACAGUCUGGGACAAAGACGCUGGCAAGAAGGACGACUUCAUGGGAAGAUGUACCAUCGACCUGUCGCUUCUCAGUAAAGAACACACACACAAGCUGGACCUGCCUCUGGAGGAAGGUGAAGGUGUGCUGGUGCUGCUUGUUACACUCACCGCAUCGGCAGCUGUUUCCAUCUCUGACCUGUCAGUCAACAUGCUGGAUGACCCGCAUGAGAGACACCAGAUCAUGCAGAGAUAUAACGUGUGGAGAUCAUUCCACAACUUGAAAGAUGUCGGCGUGGUGCAGGUGAAAGUUAUCAGGGCUGAGGGACUGAUGGCAGCAGAUGUCACAGGUAAGAGUGAUCCGUUCUGUGUAGUGGAGCUGAGCAACGAUCGGCUACAGACGCACACUGUGUACAAAAACCUCAACCCAGAGUGGAACAAGGUCUUCACUUUUAACGUCAAGGACAUCCACUCGGUACUCGAGGUCACUGUUUACGACGAGGACCGAGACAGAAGUGCAGACUUCCUGGGAAAAGUGGCCAUCCCUUUACUAAAUAUCCAAAAUGGAGAACGCAAAGCCUACGCCUUGAAAAGCAAGGAGCUGACAGGGCCAACAAAAGGGGUCAUCUUUCUCGAAAUAGACGUGAUUUUUAAUGCUGUGAAGGCUGGUCUCAGGACGUUGAUUCCCAUUGAGCAGAAGUAUAUUGAGGAGGAGCCUAGAGUGUCCAAACAGCUGCUGUUACGCAAUUUCAACAGAGUUAGGCGCUGCAUCAUGUUCCUGAUCAACACAGGCUGCUACAUCAACAGCUGCUUCGAAUGGGAAUCUCCCCAGAGGAGCAUCUGUGCUUUUGUGCUUUUUGUCCUUGUCGUUUGGAACUUUGAACUCUAUAUGAUUCCUCUGGCUUUGCUGCUGCCUUUGGCCUGGAACUACUUCCUCAUCGCGUCGGGGAAGGAUACCAGGCAAGAUGUGCAAGCAGUGGAGGACCUGCUGGAGGACGAGGAUGAGGACUUUGACAAAGAUGACAAGGACCGUAAACCAGGCCCCUGGGAGGACAGCCGUGAUAAAAACCAUAUCCUCGAGGAUAUGUUGGCUUCCUGGCACUUUGAAUGGAUACGAGCGAUGGUGGACUCGGAGAGAAAGGGCUUCAUGAACAAGCUUUAUGCCAUUCAGGACGUGUGCAUCAGCGUGCAGAAUGCACUGGAUGAAGUGGCCUCCUAUGGCGAGAGGAUAAAGAACACAUUUAACUGGACUGUGCCUUUCUUAAGUUGGCUGGCCAUCGUGGCUCUCGGAGUGGCCACUAUCGCCAUCUACUUCAUCCCUCUAAGAUACAUCGUGCUAGCCUGGGGAGUGAAUAAAUUCACGAAGAAGCUGCGAGACCCUUACACCAUUGAUAACAACGAGCUGCUAGACUUUCUAUCCAGAGUGCCCUCAGAUGUACAAGUGGUGCAGUACCGAGAGCUGAAACUGGAUCCCAAUCCCAGUCCAAAUAAAAGGAAGAAAAACAACCCCGGGUAGAUGACUGUGUCCGCCCACCAACUCCUCUCUUCUCCACUUUUCGUUCUCGUGCUCUAUUACUGGACUCUGAAGAGCAGAGAACAACCGGCUCGGCUCAUCUUUCCUUCCAUUUUGUCUCCCCUUUUUUUCUUCUCUACCUUUCCCCUCUCUUUAAUUACUCAUGAUGUUGCGGUACAAAAUCCAUAAGUGUAAUUUUUGUAUAGUUUUGUAGAGUACAAGAAAUCUCUUGAAUAAUUCUUAUCACCACGAUGCUUUUCAUUGAUUUUAAAAGGAUGGAUAGAAUGACCUUUUUUCACAGCUGUGUGAGCCUCUCUCUCUUUCUUUACUCCAUCACUUUAACAGCUCGGAGUACUCUGUCUAUAUGCCUGCCACAAGUGUCAAACAGCGAGUAAAACAAGUUUCGACGUGUAAACUCAAAGUUCCAAACGUUUUCAGAGCGUCUUUGUUUAUCAAAAAACAGGCCUUAUACUUACAUUCUGAAGCAUUAUCACUCUGCAAUAGACUCCUAUUGUAAUCAUUGAAUGAUUUUGGUAAUAUGUUCAUUUUUCUAAUAGCUUUUGUACUGAAGUAUCUCUUGUUUUCUUUCCCUCUUGGAUAUGGGAGCGAGGUUGUGUUCACUGGCAGUAAUUUGAAUUGUUUCCACUUAACUCAGCCAGCAAAGUUGAUUAGCAAUUAUGGUGUUAGCCUGCAGACAUGUCCUUCUACACAUACAUGAAACUGGACCAAAAGUUGAAGGCUUGUAGUGGUUUGUGCUUCAACACAAUUACCAAAUGAGCUAUAUCUUUAAAAAUGAUUACCCCCAAUACACAAAAACAAUUUUAAAAAGUUGAUGGCGGCAUACGUGUUAAGUACAGGAAGUCUGUUCCUUUUAAAAUUGCACAAGUAUCAUUAAAAAAUACCCAAAGGAAAGAAAGAGGAAGACAGUCUAUCUGUCUUUUUUCCGCCUGCGACGUUGCCUGCCUGUGACAUCAUCUUCAUGUGCCCAGUUCUGACCUAUGACAUCUCAGGACAGGAAUAAAGAGCUGAGACAUGUGUUGGUCAGGAGGAAUGGAAAAAAAAAAUGUUUGAAAAAGAAAAUGCAUCUGAUGUAUGUUGCUUAUUUUGAAAGAAAAAAAAAUAGAGAAAAGAAA